AUGCACGCAGCUCCGCGCGCCUCGCCGUGCUCAGCUCAGUCUUGAAGCAGCAGAAGAUUUGUCUGUAAACAGAGACGCGGUGCUGUUGGUCUCGAUGCGAAACGCAGGCUUUUAGGAGACGCAGUGAAAGGUCCUCAUAUUGCAACUAUGUGUGGACGGAGCAGGACGGCCUUUCUGUGUCUGUGGGCUUGCUUGCUCGCCGCCAACAGCGUGCUGGGUGGGAAGAGCUCUGGGCAGAACGGCAUGACAGAUGAACAGAAAGAUAACACUACAGUGUUCACCAAGAUCUUAGACAGCCUUCUGGAUGGCUAUGACAACCGCCUCAGGCCAGGACUGGGAGAGCGUGUAACUGAAGUCAAGACUGACAUUUUCGUGACUAGUAUUGGGCCAGUUUCGGACCACGACAUGGAGUACACCAUCGAUGUCUUCUUCAGACAGAGCUGGAAGGACGAAAGGUUAAAGUUCAAAGGUCCCAUGGCCGUGCUGCGUCUCAACAACCUCAUGGCCAGCAAGAUCUGGACCCCCGAUACCUUCUUCCACAACGGCAAGAAGUCCGUGGCCCACAACAUGACCAUGCCCAACAAGCUGCUGCGGAUCACAGAGGAAGGCACCCUGCUGUACACCAUGAGGCUCACAGUACGAGCAGAGUGUCCCAUGCACCUGGAAGACUUCCCUAUGGAUGCUCAUGCCUGUCCGCUCAAGUUCGGCAGCUACGCCUACACCCGAGCAGAGGUGGUGUACGUGUGGACCCGAGGAGCUGCCCAGUCUGUGGUGGUGGCGGAGGAUGGGUCCAGGUUAAACCAGUACGAUCUGAUGGGGCAGAGUGUGGACUCUGGUGUGGUGCAGUCCAGCACAGGAGAGUAUGUUGUGAUGACAACCCACUUCCACCUGAAGCGGAAAAUUGGUUACUUUGUGAUCCAGACGUAUCUCCCCUGCAUCAUGACAGUUAUCCUCUCCCAAGUGUCGUUCUGGCUCAACAGAGAGUCCGUCCCUGCCAGGACUGUGUUUGCUUCCUCUCGCCCGCUGCAGCAGCAAUGAUGCCCUCCUUCACCUCGUCAUUCAUCACCCUCCAUCUCUAAUUUACUUCCUCCAAACUUCCUGACUCCACCAUCUUUCUCUAU
This is a messenger RNA of Notolabrus celidotus (New Zealand spotty), 1121 nucleotides long. Its product is annotated as gamma-aminobutyric acid receptor subunit alpha-1-like. Gene Ontology annotation, molecular function: GABA-gated chloride ion channel activity; inhibitory extracellular ligand-gated monoatomic ion channel activity; benzodiazepine receptor activity. The transcript has 9 exons. Lineage: Eukaryota; Metazoa; Chordata; Actinopteri; Labriformes; Labridae. The record is from RefSeq and is a predicted model, not a curated record. Bases 148 to 1038 code for a protein of 296 amino acids. Gene Ontology annotation, cellular component: postsynapse; dendrite membrane; neuron projection. Gene Ontology annotation, biological process: signal transduction; gamma-aminobutyric acid signaling pathway; monoatomic ion transmembrane transport.